This is a messenger RNA of Ruditapes philippinarum (Manila clam), 4337 nucleotides long. RefSeq lists its product as uncharacterized. Gene Ontology annotation, molecular function: DNA-binding transcription factor activity. The coding region runs from base 62 to 4078 and encodes 1338 amino acids. The transcript is spliced from 13 exons. NCBI's taxonomy places the organism in Eukaryota, Metazoa, Mollusca, Bivalvia, Venerida, Veneridae. The record is from RefSeq and is a predicted model, not a curated record.
UUCUCAAAUAACAGUUACCUCCCUUGGAUUUACAACAACAACAACAAUAUUAUCCGAAAGAAUGGACACUGGUCAGCAAGAUAAUUCACCUGUUACAGACCCAUGUGUUGCUCAAGUAACAUCUUCUGAUUUAUUUACACAUGACAAUGAAUCAGCUAAUGCAUAUGUACCAGAAAUGGAGAUGACAAGUGAAGAAACACAAAAAGUGGUAACAGCUGAACAAAAGAGAAGUGAAGAGGGGACACUAGAGAUACAGGUCUUUAGGUCCGUAGAAGAGGCGUAUUCAUAUAUAGCAAACUAUGAAAUAGCAACAAACAACAAAUUUGUGUGUAUAAGAAAAACUGGAAUUAGUAGAUCAGAUGUACAAUCAUUAGAUGAUUACCGUAUUAUCUUCAACUACACAUUUUAUGUAGGAGAUCAGAAGAAAACACUAAAUGACGGUAUGGCAACUGUGUGCCUGGGUACUGAAGAAAAAUCAUGCCAGUAUGGGCGUAAUUAUAGGAAGCCAAAGGGAAAUCGUGAUGAAAAUGCAUUUAAAAAGACAAGAAACGUUUUAAAUUCCUCUAAGAAGCUAGGCUGCCAUGCUGUUAUUCGGAUAAAGAAAGUUCUUAAAUUUCCAGACUAUAAUUUUCAGAAUACAGAAAUGAAUGAUAGAAACCGAAGAAAAAUGGUUAAAAAAUUAAGAUUAGAAUUCAGCGAAGAAACAAAGCGUUUUAUAUUGGUUUACGUUCAUAUAGAAACAAACCAUAACCACCCACCAUGUCCUGUUCAACGCCGAACAAGAUAUAUAGGCAUAAAACACAAGAUAAGUAAAGGAUGUAAAAGAAUACCUUGUGAAUAUGAUGAAUAUGUCGGUAAAGGACUUGUGCUGAAGAGAAAAUCUGCAAGUUUAAAAGGGAAAGAUUUGUCAAACUUGGCAUUACAAUUUAAAAAUGUUCAUGAAAUACCUGCAUUGAUUGCUCGACCGAGAAAAGAUCAGAAACUGGAAGAUAUGGAUAUUCAUGAGUUGAUGUUACUUUACUAUGAAAUUACUGGUCAAGUUCCAAAUGAGAUGUUUGCUAAAGCCUGUAAGCCUUUUAUAAGACAGAACCUGAUAUUGUUGCUGCACCUGUGUAUAGUUUUUGCUAAUGCUAGCAUGGAUAAACAGACACAUAUAAGUGUUCGACUUAAGGGUACAGAGAGAGAGUUUACUCCAGUAGAAUGUUAUGAUGAAGAUUGUGCUGUGGUAGACUUACACAUGCAUUGUCCAUUCUGCUCUAAAACAGACUCAUACACAGAUGUAUCACUCCUGAAGGCACAUUACACAAAACAACAUGUUGACAAAGCUUUGGAGUUUUCUGGUAUGAAAAUACUUCGGUGUUAUGAUACAUGUAUAAUUGAUGGUAAACAUGUCUGUAAUAAAACAUUUAAAGGAGGUCACUGGCAUUGUUUUGCCUGUUCAAAUGCCAUUGAAAGGCGUGUUGACUGUUUUGCACAUUACAAGAGACAUUUGAAUGACUUUGGCUCCAGUUUUCAAGUUUGUAUAGCACAGGAUGUCAAUCCAGCAUCAGCAAAUAUCACAACUACCUAUGAAAUUCAGAACACACUACAUGGUAUAGAAAUGCGCAUGUCUGAUACUGACAGUACACCAGAUUUCAGGGAUAAUAGAAUGUAUACCAUGCCAGACCCGGUCAAUAUUAGUCCUUUAAAAUAUGUUGGUGGACAUAGUCCUUCCAAGAGGUCAUACACUGAUACAGGACUUGGUGUACAUGAUGAUGUUUUAUAUGUGGAGGAAGAUGAACAUGGAAAUGUGCUGUCCACAUAUACAGCUCAGCCAAUUCCCACUGCUGGACAGGAAAAUGUUGUGGUAUCAUAUCCAGAGCACAGUGAUGUUAAGCAGUUGAAAACAAAGAAUCGAGAACUUGAAAUGAAAAUUAAAAAGUUUGAGACACAAAAUGUUCUUCAGAAGUCAUAUGUUGACUUUCUUGAAAAAACAAUCUGUGAUUUGAAAGAGGAACAUAGCAAAGAAGUGGAAACAUUGAAGGCUGAAAAUGAAAAUUUAAGAAAGGGACAAGGUGUAAAUGAUGAGUCUACAGGAGGACCUAAUGAGGGAGGGGAAAGUGUCAACAGCUCACAUGGGUCAUUUGUUAGAUCUGCUGUUAGUGCAAUGGAUCAGAAAAGCAUAACAAGAACAAGUGUUUCAACAGCAGAAAUUAAUGCUCCAGUGAACAAUUCUCUUGCAAUAGGUAGAGUUGAAGAUCAGCUGAGUCAACUUAGAAAUGAAGUAGCAGGUUUGAGAAACAAUAUAAAUUAUAAUAUAUCACCCGGUAUCAAUCUUGUGAGACCAUGUAAUCCUCCCUAUUUCCUUCUCAAACAGGGACUCAUGACACCAUGUAUCUUUCCUGAAAACAUGACUGGUUUAGUUAAUACUAAUCUUGCUCAGAAUGUACCAGUGAAAAUGUUUCAAAACACAGCUACCUUAAAUUUAUUGCCUUUAAAUUCUCAACAGAAAGUAUUCAAUACACCACCUGUUAGUUCUGCACAGUCCUGUGUAGCUAAGCAAAAUACUGAGAAGUGUGAUAAAGAUGAAUCUGACAUUGACAAAGGGAGAAACAAGAAGAAUGUUACUGACAAUUGUGACACCAAUUCAAAGAUAGGAAAUAUUGGUAUCAUCUCUAAUGUAGCAAAGGGAAUUAAAGAAUCAACAAGUAGCACACUUCCUACAGAUGUCACUGUGAGUGUACCUUGUAUCCAGACAGAAAAUAUUAAAGAUACUAUUGGGACAAAAAUGCUUUCAAAGGAAGUACAAUCUGCAGCUCAGCCAGAAGUUGUGCUUAAAUCGAUAAAGGAAAUACAAUCUGCAGCUAAGUCAGAAGUUGUGCUUAAACCAAUGCAGAAAGAAAAAGAUAAUACAGUUAAUGACAAUGAUGAAACCUGUCUAGAUAAUCCAGUAUCUCAAAUAAAAAAUCCAGAUAGUACUCCAGAAUCUUCCCAAAUCACAACUAACAUGUCCAUUAAGAAAUCAGAGAAUGGGGAUGUUAAUGAUAAAUCCACAAUUUUACAAAAGUGUGUGACUCGUUCAUUAAGCUCUGUCUCAAGUAGACCAACAUGCACUGUGGAGCAAAGCACAUCUGCAGUAGUCUCAAGCAAAGGACCAUGUGUUACUAGUUCCAUUGAAACAGCAAAUAGUAAAUUAAAAUCUUCAACAAGUAAUGUAAGUAGUAACACUACGAAUGUUCCGAACAUGCCCCAACCAAUUGUUGACAUGCUGCACACUACCCCAACACCAGUUUUAAUGGUACCAAACAAGAACUUCAUGAACCCGUUUAUUGUCCCUCAGAAUAUACCACUGGGAUUGAAUGUUCCAAGCAUUCCUGGUAAUUUAAGUAAAGAAUCUAGUGUACAUGACCAAAAGGAUCAGUUUGUAGUAGUGCAAGGUCCUACAGGUUGUUUUUUGCUUCCAAGGAGCAGCAUAUCAGGAUUAGAUCAAGUUCCUAGCACAAACACUUCAGCAUUUACAAACACAGUACCACUGAGUAAAAUUGAUGGAAUAUCUGGACGUACUGGAGUGCAGGAGAAGACCACAACAACAAUAGUGAAUGCUGAAACAAAAACAUGUUCAUCAAAUAAUGAAAAACUAUCGCAGAAUAGUUCUGUGGAUAAUGGAAAAAACAAAUCUAAACUUGAUUUUGGAAUGAAAUCAACAUCAGAAAAAGUAAAAGGUGAAAUAGGUCAAUUUCUGUUGGACAAACAAUCCACAGCUGGUACAUCAAUACCUUGUACAGUCCUGAAAGAUAGUAAAUCAGCAACUAAAGAAAGGUAUGCUGUAUCUAGAAAUUAUACAACCAAAACAAAUAAACCAAGUCCAGAAAUAUUGGAAGUCAGUAAAAAGGAGUUACUAUCACUUCAUGCAAAGUCGCUUUAUGAUAAAUAUAACGAUGCUACAGAGUCAGUCACUGAAACUCCUGGUCCUGCAAAGAAAAGAAAACUUGUAGUUUUGAAGGUUGAUAAAAAUAUGGAUAAAAGUGCAUUGAAUGAUUUUCUCAAGAAACAUAAAAUAUUUCUCAAAAAAGAAAGUAAGCCGGAUGGAACUGAUUAAAAGAAACAAUAAAAAUGUCUAACUGAAGAACGGGACCCGAUUAUUUUAAAGCAGUGGAAGUCGUAUUCAGAAAGAGGGACUUAAGAUUUAUAUUUUAACUUUGACACACAAUAUAAUUACAUAAAUUAUGAAAAACAUUUUUAGCUCGACUAUUCGAAGAAUAUGAGAGCUAUUGUAGUCGCCCCGGCGUCGGCGUCUGCGUUGGUUAAAGUUUUUUGUAAAGUCAAAUAUCUCAAUUAUUUCUUGAGAUAUUCAGUUG